Messenger RNA from Kluyveromyces marxianus DMKU3-1042, 861 nucleotides. It is a transcript of the gene PRO3, whose product is annotated as pyrroline-5-carboxylate reductase. Gene Ontology annotation, biological process: L-proline biosynthetic process. Gene Ontology annotation, molecular function: pyrroline-5-carboxylate reductase activity. The transcript has a single exon. Bases 1 to 861 code for a protein of 286 amino acids. The record is from RefSeq and is a predicted model, not a curated record. Lineage: Eukaryota; Fungi; Ascomycota; Saccharomycetes; Saccharomycetales; Saccharomycetaceae.
AUGGGUUACACUUUAGCUAUUGUAGGUUGCGGUGUGAUGGGCCAGGCAUUGUUGAGUGCCAUUUACAAUGCACCAAAAGCCGAAGAGUCAUUGGCAGAACAUUAUCCCAGCAAGAUCAUUGCUUGCAACGAGUCAGCUUUGAGUUCGAGUUCUGUGGAAAAACUUGUGAAGGGAUUCGGCAAAUCUCCAAAUGCGAUUGAGGUGGAGAUUUUCACUGCAAGAAACGUGGAAGCCGUCAAGCAGUCAAGCGUCGUUAUUCUAGCGGUGAAGCCAUACUUGGCUGAGAAGGUUAUGGAGGAGAUUAAGCCUGAGGGCACAGGUCCAGUGUUGAUUUCUUUGGCAGCUGGUGUGACGUUGAGCCAAUUGACGGCGUACUUCCCUAAUUCUGUCCGCGUGAUGACCAACACUCCAGCCAAGUUCGGGUACGGGACAGCUGUUGUAUCGUAUGCCGAGGCUGUGAGCGAGUCAAACAAAACCCGUGUGAAGGAGCUAGUGCGUCACGUUGGGACCUGUUUGGAGCUCCCAGAAAAGAACAUGGACGCAGCUACCGCAUUGGUUGGGUCCGGACCAGCCUUUGCGCUCUUGAUUAUAGAGUCGAUGAUGGAGGCCGGUCUAAAGAUGGGGAUUCCAUUGAAGGAGUCCAGAGAGUGUGCCAUCAAGGUUUUGGAGGGCACAGCCAAGAUGGUCGAGAUCACAGGAGAGAGUCCUGGCGCGCUAAAACACCAGGUGUGUACGCCAGGAGGAACGACGAUUGCGGGGCUUUGCGUCAUGGAAGAUAAGGGCGUGAAGUCCGGCAUUAUCCGUGGUAUCGAGGAGGCUGCCAGGGUCGCUACGGAGCUCGGUCAGGGCAAGAAGAAGUAA